This is a messenger RNA of Pseudozyma flocculosa PF-1, 1857 nucleotides long. RefSeq lists its product as uncharacterized. Gene Ontology annotation, molecular function: threonine deaminase activity; pyridoxal phosphate binding. Gene Ontology annotation, biological process: L-threonine catabolic process. The coding region runs from base 1 to 1857 and encodes 618 amino acids. The transcript has 2 exons. NCBI's taxonomy places the organism in Eukaryota, Fungi, Basidiomycota, Ustilaginomycetes, Ustilaginales, Ustilaginaceae. The record is from RefSeq and is a predicted model, not a curated record.
AUGGCCUCUUCAUCCCUGCCGCCCGCCUACCUGGCCGGGCCGUUCCCAUCGGGCAAGGCCCUCACAGAGAACCUCGCCGCGGCCACAAGGCCUCCAUCGCCCUCGCACGCUGGCAAGCCGUCCCUCCCCACCCACCUCUACUCUGACCUACCCCCGCACCUGCUCCAGCCAGACGGCACGCCCGACUACCUCCGCCUCAUCCUCAGCGCAGAUGUCUACGACCUGGUCAAGCAGACGCCGCUCCAGCCGGGCGUCAACCUCUCGGCAAAGACGGGCUGCGAGAUCCUCCUCAAGCGCGAGGACCUACAGCCCGUAUUCAGCUUCAAGCUGCGCGGCGCCUUCAACAUGAUGCGACAGCUCGACGACGAACAAAAGUGGAAGGGCGUCAUCGCCUGCAGCGCCGGCAACCACGCACAGGGCGUCGCCAUGGCCGGCGCCCAUCUCCACAUCCCCUGCACCAUCGUCAUGCCCCAGGGCACACCCUCGAUCAAGACCCAGAACGUCAAGCGCCUCGGCGCAAAAGUCGUCCUCCACGGGCAGGACUUUGACGAGGCCAAGGCAGAGUGCACCCGCCUCGCCGAGGCCCACGGCCUCAAAAUCAUCCCGCCCUUUGACCACCCCAAGGUCAUUGCCGGCCAGGGCACCAUCGGCGUCGAGAUCUGCAGGCAGACCGACAUGAACAAGGUCGACGCCAUCUUCUGCUGCGUCGGCGGAGGCGGCCUGCUGGCGGGCGUCGCCGCCUACAUCAAGCGCAUCGCCCCGCCCCACGUCAAGGUGAUUGGCGUCGAGACCUACGACGGCGACGCCCUCGCCCAAUCGCUCGAAAAGGGCCACCGCGUCACGCUCGACGAGGUCGGCCUAUUUAGCGACGGGACGGCGGUGCGCGUCGUGGGCGAGGAGUGCUUCCGCAUCUGCCAGCAAGAGGUCGACGGCGUCGUCCGCGUCUCCAACGACGAGAUCUGCGCCGCCAUCAAGGACAUCUUCGAAGACACACGAUCGGUGCCCGAACCCGCGGGCGCCCUCGCCGUAGCCGGAAUGAAGCGCUACAUUGCCACCCACGGCCUGGCCAACUCGGGCAAAAAGUUUGUCGGCAUGGUGUCGGGCGCCAACAUGAACUUUGGCCGCCUGCGCUUCGUCGCCGAGCGCGCCGAGCUGGGAGAGAAGAAGGAGGUGCUCCUCUCGGUCGAGAUCCCAGAGGAGCCGGGGAGCUUCCUGCGCCUCCACAGCCACCUGCACCCGCGCAACGUCACCGAGUUCAGCUACCGGUACAAUGCCGGCGCGAGGGCGCACAUCUACCUGUCAUUCAUGCUCAGUGGGACGCCUCCCGCAGCAUCCGCCGCGGCGGCGGCACAGGCGGGGCAGCAGACGGCCUCGCUGCCCGUGCCCGCGGCCGUGACGAAGAGCACGACGGCGGCGCAGGCGGCCGCCGAGGAUCCGGCGCAGGUGUCGGACAGCCUGGCCGAUGCAUCGUCGUCGGAGCUCGCGGGCAUCCUCCGGACGCUCGAGCAGGACGGCAUGCGCGCCCUCGACAUCAGCGGCGACGAGAUGGCAAAGAGCCACGCGCGGUACCUGGUGGGCGGGAGAGAGAAUGUCGAAAACGAGCGCGUGGUCCGCUUCGAGUUUCCGGAACGGCCGGGAGCGUUGCGCAAGUUCCUCGUGGGCCUGCACAAGGGUUGGAACAUCACCCUCUUCCACUACCGCAACCACGGCUCCGACGUGGGCAAGGUGCUCACGGGCAUCCAGGUGCCGCCAAACGAGGACGCGGCGUUCCAAAAGUACCUCGUCGACCUGGGAUACCAGUACCACGAGGAGACGCACAACCCCGUCUACAAAAAGUACCUUCGCGGCGACAGCUGA